UUGGGCCUCUCCUCCUCCUCCUCCUCUCCCUCUUCCUCCUCAAAUACUUCUCAUGCAUAUUCCCGAAGGCUUUAAUCUGACGGCGCACAUCACAAAGUCAGCGAGGCUUCGGAGCUGCCCGCAUUUCUCAGCUGUUCUGCUUCUGUUUUUCUUGUUGUUGCUGCUGUUGUUGUUCCUGCCUGCAGUUGCCGGCCCGCCUGGCUUUCUGAUGGUUUUCGCUUGAUAAGGUGUUCGGGACACUUUUACCGUGCACAGUCACUUUGGCUGCCCCGGGAGGGGGGGCGUCAUUCCGUGUGUGGAUCGGACUGCGGGGACUGACCGGUACGCAUCAGCCAACAUCAGGGCCACUCAGCGCAAACCUGGACUCCGCUCAUCGUGUCCAAACUCUGGUAGCAGCAGCAGCAGCGCUGGACUCUCCCACUCACCGGACAGACCCGCUCGCUCUGACCAGCCCGCUUCUCACAGAGCCAGAGUUUAUUAAAAAUAACCUCUCCUGGCUUUAAAGACUUUCUCCCCUCUCGACGCGGCUGGAAGAGAAGCCCAAGAUGAGCAAAGCUGCCGGCUCAACAAGUGGCUGUUUGGAUAUUUUAAACGUCAAAUCCAGUCGGAUUCUGGAUAUCCCGUGUAAAGUGUGCGGAGACCGCAGCUCAGGGAAGCAUUACGGGGUGUACGCGUGCGACGGCUGCUCCGGCUUCUUCAAGAGGAGCAUCAGGAGGAACCGGACAUACGUCUGCAAGUCCGGCACUCAGGGCGGCUGUCCGGUGGAUAAAACUCACAGGAAUCAGUGUCGCGCCUGUCGCUUGAAGAAGUGUUUGGAAGUGAAUAUGAAUAAGGACGCCGUGCAGCACGAGCGGGGUCCGAGGACGUCCACCAUCCGGAAACAGGUGGCGCUCUACUUCCGUGGCCACAAGGACGUAAACAGCUCGGCCGCCCCGUUUCCCGCCGCCUCCAUCCCCGGACCGCCUUUCUUCACCACUGUCAGCCAGCUGGACACGCACAGCCUCGAGCUCAACACGGUGGCCAGCACGCCCGAGCGCCAGCAGACCAUGGUGGGACUCGCUCAGCCCACCCCUAAAUACCCACACGAAGUGAGCGGCGCUCCUCUGUAUUUGUAUGAAGUGGCCACGGAGUCGGUGUGUGAGUCAGCGGCGCGUCUGCUCUUCAUGAGCAUCAAAUGGGCCAAGAGCGUCCCCGCCUUCUCCACCCUGCCCUUACCUGACCAGCUGAUCCUAUUAGAGGAGGCCUGGAGGGAACUGUUCGUACUGGGCAUCGCGCAGUGGGCCAUUCCUGUGGACUCCAACACUCUGCUGGCUGUUUCAGGGAUGACGGCAGAUAACACAGAGUCUCAGAGGCUCAACAAGCUGAUGGCAGAGAUCCAGGCGCUCCAGGAGGUUGUGACACGUUUCCGGCAGCUGCGGCUGGACGCCACAGAGUUCGCCUGCCUCAAGUGUAUAGUCACCUUUAAAGCAAUUCCAACGCACAGUGGCUCGGAGUUGAGGAGCUUCCGAAAUGCCAGCGCCAUUGCAGCCCUGCAGGACGAAGCCCAGCUCACCCUGAACAGUUACAUCCACACCAGGUACCCCACUCAGCCGUGCCGCUUCGGGAAGCUGCUGCUGCUCCUGCCCGCGCUGCGCUCCGUCAGUCCGUCCACUAUCGAAGAAGUGUUCUUCAAAAAGACCAUCGGCAACGUCCCCAUCACGCGGCUCCUGUCCGACAUGUACAAAUCCAGCGACAUAUGAAACCUGCGCUCGGAGACCGAAGCAGGACCUCACAAAGCUGGCCUGGGACAGCGAGAGGCCGCCUUAGGCCCCGUCCCAAAAACAAUCUGCCACGAUUAUCGUCAUGUAACGCGGGCGAGCGUCCACGAUGCUUCUGGAAACACCUCGACGCCUCUUACGAGUGAUGUUCUUAACAGCACAGAGUCCAGAUGGGAGACUGUGCGGACUGUCCAGAACUAAAGACUAGGAGGGGCUAGACAAGUUGACUGAUCUAAACGAUACAUUUCUAACUCAUUUCCAUCUAAUCUACAAUAUUUAAGUCUAGAACUUGCUUUUCCUCCAACGGCAGUUUGGGACAAAACAGAGGCAUCUUUGUAGUCAUUCUUGGCUGGACUGAUAGUUGCGUGCAAUCACGGAACCAUUGCUCAGUGACAGAACCUUUUAAAGACUCUAAAAGACCAAUGAGCUUUUCCAACCAAUGUUUUCUCCAUUUCAACUUUGUUUAUUUCAUUUGCAGCGUUCUGUCUGUGAGGGCGAUGGCGGAAACCAAAAAAAAAGAUAGAGAGAAGAAGAGAAAGAGAGAGAAAGAGAGGGAAA
Molecule: messenger RNA, 2315 nt
Organism: Pygocentrus nattereri (red-bellied piranha)
Lineage: Eukaryota; Metazoa; Chordata; Actinopteri; Characiformes; Serrasalmidae
Gene: nr2e1
Product: nuclear receptor subfamily 2, group E, member 1
Exons: 9
Coding region: 546-1739 (397 amino acids)
Biological process (GO): negative regulation of transcription by RNA polymerase II; anatomical structure development; cell differentiation
Molecular function (GO): zinc ion binding; RNA polymerase II cis-regulatory region sequence-specific DNA binding; nuclear receptor activity
Source: RefSeq, a predicted model, not a curated record